ACACGGGGGGGGUCUCCCAUCUUCCCUGCCCCACGGAGCAUCUCCCCCCACCCCCCGCAGCCGGGAUGUUCCACUUUCCACCCCCCCCUCCCCCUUUAGGGGUGAUUUUUGGGGGGGUUUUGGGGUCGGGCGGUGCCCGGGGGGGGUGUGAUGCAGCCGCUGACGUCACGGCGCCCGGCCAAUGGGCGGCGGGCGGGGCGGGGUGUGGCGGGCGGGGUGUGGCGGGGGCGGCCCCGGUGGGAGCGGGGCUGCUCCGGGGGGUCCCGGCGCCCCCCGAUCUCUCCAUGCAGGGCAUGGGGAGCCUCCGGCUGGGCAACCGCGCCGUCAUGUACACGGCGGAGACCCUCUCCAAGGGCAAGAACCGCGUCAUGGGGACCAUCCAGAUCAUGACGGGAUUCCUGCACAUCGGCUUCGGGAUCGUCCUGACCACGCUCACCCACCUCUACACCUCGGUGUUCGUCAUCGGAGAGAUCCCGUUCCUGGGCGGCGUGUCGUUCAUCAUCUCCGGCUGCCUCUCCAUCGGCGCCGAGAAGAGCCCCACGGAAUGCGCGGUGAAGGGCAGCCAGACCAUGAACGUCAUCAGCGCCAUCUUCGCCCUGCUGGGCAUCGUGGCCUUCAUCAUCGACCUCAACCUCAACGUGCUCUACCACUCCAGCCUCGACUACCCCGGGUACCUCGUCCUGCUCGCAGGGAACGGGAUUUCCAUCGUGCUCCUCAUCUUCACCGUCCUGGAAUUCUGCAUCGCCGUGGCCACCGCCAACUUCUGGUGCCGGGCCACCCGGCUCAGCUCCAACGAGCUGGCUGCUCCUGAAGUCUGACACCGGAAUGGGAUCCUGCCUCCAUCGCUCCCAAAUCCAGGGCUACGGCAUCGUCUUCCUGCUGGGAUACGCUGGUCCCACCCCUCCAAAAGCCAGCGAGCCCCCCCCCCCCCAAAUUCCCACUCUCCUGCCCAUCCAUCUGCCCCCGUGCCUGGUCUGAGGGGCAUUCCUUGCUGGCUGCUUGGGGAAGGGGCUUCUCCGUGCGGGACUCUUGCGGAAUUCCCGCCCGUAAAUCCCCGGUGGGAUUCUGGGAUUCACUCGUGUCAGGAUUCAGGACUUCCUGGGGUUCUGGUGGCUCAGAGCGAUCCCGAUGUGUGGAUCUACCUCGGCUCGUCCCGCGUUGGCUUGGUUUUAUCUUGGGAAUAAACGCUCGGUCCGGGCUCGUGGCUCCUGAA
Molecule: messenger RNA, 1213 nt
Organism: Pseudopipra pipra
Lineage: Eukaryota; Metazoa; Chordata; Aves; Passeriformes; Pipridae
Product: membrane-spanning 4-domains subfamily A member 12-like
Exons: 6
Coding region: 66-818 (250 amino acids)
Cellular component (GO): membrane
Source: RefSeq, a predicted model, not a curated record